AUGUCGGCACGAAGCGCAUAUGCGCGCAAAAAGACCACACAGGCAAAGAAUCAGGAUCCUGCCAAACAUGGAAGGGCCCAGUCUGUAGCCACGUCUUCCAGUGGUGAAGAUAUAUAUGGUGAUAUGUCAAUACCGCCUAACAUUGUCACCUCUGCUCUGCGAUAUCCUCUACAAACAUCACAGAAUGGUGCUGCAACAAUGGGAAGCAGAGGCGACGGAACUCCAAGAGGCAGACCAAUGAUGUCGCCAGACUGGAAUAUGGAUGCUUACGCUGGUAAUCAAGUCACUUCACCGACGGAAGAUUGGGUCCACAACCGAUCGAGGAGAGCGACGCUGCCAGAGGAAUAUGGGAACGUAGAGAGGAGUGGAUUACGGACGAUUAUCGACAAGCGAAGCGACGACGUGAGAAAGACAAUAGCGAAGACCUUUACAUUCCGCAGGAAGGAAAAAGAAGAGGAACCGAUCGAACAGGAUGAGACCAGCAGCCGACCAAGCGCAGACACCGUGCAACCUAGGAUCAUUCCUACUCAUACCGAGAGCCAUACCUGGGAUACGCAGUCUUCGGCAAGAACAGACACAACUUUGGCAUCGACCGCUUCUUACACAUCUUCUCAGUACCUACAACCGCCAUCGCCGAACCCGUUGCUAUCUUGCAGCAUACCACCUGCAGGUCCGCCACCAACCAGCAAGUUGCCUCCCAUUCCCCAGACGUCUGCUGCUUCGGCGUCGCAUAUGAAGCGUUGGUGCGGAAGAGGAAGGCCCAUCACGAAGUGGAACAAACUUCGAAAAGACCCAGAGCUAUGGGACCCCAACGGAGAUGUUUUGAUCUUUCUAGGACGCAAAGGACAAAGCUUACCAGCGCUCCGGGUAUCCUCACAUAUUAUCGAGGCAACCAAUAGUCGCUAUCUUCUUAACCUUCUGGACGAAGGUUCGCUUGGUGAAUAUGUGCAGUCUCCUCCUUCGCCCAGGAGCGAUUCAUAUGGAAUGAGGCUCGGCCACGAGUUUCACGAUAAACCACUGACACCACCUGCAUCGGGACGCACGAGUAUUGGGGAUAUGGGAGGGCAAAUAUCGUAUGAGAUGCAUUUCCCACCUCCACAAAAUGUCAAAAGCAUCGAUCAGCUGCGUCACCAGAUUACCACUCGCAAUGUCUUUGCGUUGCUUCUCAACACGUCGAUUGUAGGACUGUCCCUACACGAGGCUCUGGCGGACCUUCACGUUCGACUCGAUAGCUACAUGCCCCCGAAUAACGACAACGUUAAACAAAUAACACGCUAUAUCUACAACCGUGAGCUUGAUGAUGUUCGGAGCAGUCCUUCUAUGGCGUUGUCACUUCUCUUGUGGGCGGAGGAGCCGGAUGUGCGGUGGGAAGAUGGAUGGAGAGAAUGUUUCACGCAUUGUGUCGGCAUGUACGAACUCGUGCAGAAGUACAAAGACUUCAAGUGCCUGUCCCCAAACACAAGACAUUUGAUGGAGAUGGCGAGCCAUGAGAUGCAAGAUCGCGUUCGGGCUGCGGAGGACCGCCUUGCUGGCUUCAGGUACCAGGACAUCUGGACAUCCAGCCCGACGAUAGGCCCCGAAAUGAGGGCUAUCGAUAGAACGAAAGACAUGCUCUUGCGACAUUUCGAGCAGGAAUAUGGAUCCUGGCCUCCCGCGCCAUCCGCACAGUCGGAUAGUAGGCCCGGAAGAGCAGCCAAUGCUACAGGAUCCGAUACUUGGCUGAGCCGAACAGUGGUGAUGAGGCUGCAGAGGGACUUUGGUACAUUGUACGACUGUCUGGUCGAUCGGGAUAUGGUUUGGGGCGUGCUGGAACUACAGCACAGGAGCCAGUUGAUGAUGGUAUCCAAGUCGAAUCAUAAGGUUCUUGAUGUGGAUGCGGAUGGGUUGCCUUUGACGGAUAUGCUUAUCGAGUUUGAUAACAAGUAUCGCUUUCCGCAUCUUCCGCACCCUUAUCCUUUAUUGCCAAAAUCGACAUCAUCAACUACUACUGGCCAUUCGUUUCGAAAAGAGGGUAGAAAGGCAAAAGACGACCAGAUAAGCACAUUGGAAAGGAGGAUACAACUUGCUUACAAGGUGAGCUUCAAUGACGGCGAGCUAGACUUUCAGUCUUCCGAGAAUAAGCUGGUUGAAGCGUUUGAGCGAUUCGAGAAGACCGACGAAAUCGGGGAUAUGAGUCCAGCUACCGCGAGGCGUAGUCGCUGGAUUCUCAUUUACGGAGUCCUGCAAUCGCUAGCUUCUAUAUCUGUGGAUGAUGACCGGGUACAACAUAGCGAUAAGGUUGACUACCACUUGAGUCCGCGGUUGGAAGGAGUAAGAAUACCGCCAUGGAAACGUGGGAUAGGCGAGGGCAUUGGCGAGGGAGCGCACGAAAGGUCAUAUUGUUGGACUACAGAGACAGAAGCAGAGGCCGACAAGGAUAAGUACCUCGACGAUGUCGAUGUCGAUGUCGAUAUCCUUGAUCUACCUAUACAGAUGAACACGCCCGGAGCGGUAACGGACCGGAGUACGGGACUGGGUGGGUCUUUCGGCACGGGGAUCAGUCCAGGACUCAAGGAAAGGAUCCGCCGAGACCGGGAGAACGAGAGUCCUGUAGCUGCGGAUUACUUAUACACUUAA
Fusarium sp. VM40 is the source of this 2616-nucleotide messenger RNA. The record is from the annotation of a GenBank genome assembly. Lineage: Eukaryota; Fungi; Ascomycota; Sordariomycetes; Hypocreales; Nectriaceae.